GCUUUGCUACUGACGCACUUCUGUAUUGAGGAGGGUAAAACAGAAGAGAGACUGAGUCGGACAUAUAAUUCUUAAACAGUACACCAAAAAAUCGACGUAGGAGACACUCAAGAUUACACUUAAACCAAAACUGCGAUGGAGGUGAGGAACUACUCGUCUGAAAACAGCUCUGACUUAUCCGGAAUGAGCGGGUGUGAAUUCCCGGUGUUAAACCUGACGGACGAGAGCAGGGCUGACGUUUACAUGCUCAAUGCACUGACGGGAAAGGUGAUUCUGAUAGUCAUGUUCAUCAUCCUUGCUUUCGGUGUGCCGGGGAAUCUGGCGUUUCUUGUUGUGGUAUUUCGUGUGCAGGCCAUGAGGAACGCCACUAACAUGUACCUUACCAGCCUAGCCGUGGUGGACCUAACAUUCCUCUCUGUCAGCAUCUUACCCUACUUCUUUUACUUCAAUAACUCGGUCCGCACCCACUUGAACACUGCUGGGAGAGUGGGUUGCGUCGGGGCUUUCAUUCUUCCAUACUUUACUUACUUCUUGUCGAUAUCCACCGUGAUCCUGGUGACCCUUGACAAAUAUAACGCCGUGUGCAACCCCAUUAGGUACGCCAAAGGGCGCAACAAGCAGCGAGCACUCUGGCUUAUCAUCGGGAGCUGGGUGGUUGCCGUGCUGCUGGCCGGCCUGGUAGCGCUCCGCCUCGCCAGCUUAACAAGACGGUGCGCCCUGUGGCCUAAAGGAGAAAAGUACCAAGACUUGCCGGUGCUCGUCGGAUACUGUGGUGCGGUCUCGUCAGCCGGAUUUAUAAUCGGGCAUUCGGUGGAGGUUGUGGUCUUCUUCAUAGCCCUGGCGGCCAAUGCUUUCAUGUACGGUCGGAUAAUCUUCGUCCUUAACACCAGAGUCAACAAGAAGAAGCAAGAGCAGCAGACUGUCCCCAUUCGGGCCUGUCAGAUGCGCAACCAGGUCUCCCAGCUACUCAUCACCUUCGGUACGGUGUUUUUCUUGUGCCAGUCUCCAUUCGUCUUCAUCUCCCUAGCCUACAUCAGAGACUAUCACCUUGGGAUUCCGCGCGAUGUGUCCUAUCGAAAGUUUGUCCUGCCGCUGACCAUAAGCCACGUUUUCAUCUUUCUGAACUCCGCCAUCAACCCAGUCAUCUACAACCUAACCAGCAGGAUCUACCGUCGGGCCUUCAAGGAGGCUACGUGCUGCGAUCGCUUGCUUUGCAAGCGCGACCGACAGAAGAGCGUGGUUUCGAUACGACCACACGUGUGUGAAAACCCCAUACCAGCCGAAGAAUAUGGUGUGGAUGAUAUGGAAACAAAACUGUAAAAAUUGGUUAUUUCGGAUUGUCAAAAUGCGGACAGGCCUCAAGAAGCAAAUCAUAUGAAAAAGAUAAGUCUACAUCGAAAUAUAGAGCCUUCUUUUCAACACUGUUUUGUAUGGAAUUAACGCGCAGUUGUCUCAAGCGAAAAGUGUUCUCUCUCAAUCGGGAUAUGACUAAACUUCAAAUUAACUCCCGACUUCGUGGGCAUGGCUUGGUCAACUACGUUACACUAACACACCGAGGCGUAAUUUCCCAACGAGCCAGUCUGGGUAUUACCAGUUAAGAAAAUAUGGAAAUUGGUGAUUGAUAAAUGUUGAAUGACUCGGUCGAAUGACAGAACAAUAAGCAAGUAAUUGACCUAUCGCGGUAUAUAGACUUGCGUAAACGCAGAUUGUGAAAAUUGACAAAGUGGACAGGGAGUUGAGUCAGGGAGGCCCAAAAGCUGAGACUACAAACUCAACGAUAGAAGUUGUCCGAUAGGCGUGGCUAACUUUAAAAGAACAAUAGGUCAAUCCUGUUCGUAAUUCGUCAUACUCGCGCAAGCAAACACCACUAAUCACAAGCUCCCACUGCUGCUGCGUUAACUUCCGGUUCCAUUGGCUCCAUGUAACUCUGUGGAUAUGUUUGUUUCACAAGGAUCCAGAUCACGAUCAGUGAUCCAUAACAAGAGCGCAGCAAGCGCUUGCUCUGCAUGCACAGCCACGAAACCCCUUUGUAUAUUAUACCCUGUGAUCGCAAUUUUUCGCUGGUUAUCUGCAUCCUGAAAACUUUGUGUACCCAGGUGUAGGAAAUUGAAUAUUCUUGCAGUUGUUAGUGCUUGGUAUGAUCUCACAGCAUAAUAAAUUUAAUACUUGUGCAGUUGCUUGCAUUAAACUUGGUCCCCUGAAUGUAGGUGCAGUCAUUGCCUUUAACAAACGCUUUCUUCUAGAGUAAUUUUGGGGAUAAUUAUUGCCCCGUUGUUCACAAGAUUUUGUGUUUUGUUAGAAUCAUUUUUUAUCGUAGUAUUUGUAGGCCUACAAAAAAGUAUUUCCCGAGAUUUCAUAAUCACUCCCUGUGAUGAAAUAGCACAUUUUGUUCCUUAUGAACCAGCUUUCC
This is a messenger RNA of Acanthaster planci (crown-of-thorns starfish), 2410 nucleotides long. RefSeq names its product neuromedin-U receptor 1-like. Gene Ontology annotation, molecular function: G protein-coupled receptor activity. The record is from RefSeq and is a predicted model, not a curated record. Gene Ontology annotation, cellular component: plasma membrane. Gene Ontology annotation, biological process: G protein-coupled receptor signaling pathway. Lineage: Eukaryota; Metazoa; Echinodermata; Asteroidea; Valvatida; Acanthasteridae.